Messenger RNA from Condylura cristata (star-nosed mole), 1153 nucleotides. It is a transcript of the gene CLDN9, whose product is annotated as claudin 9. The coding region runs from base 178 to 831 and encodes 217 amino acids. The record is from RefSeq and is a predicted model, not a curated record. Gene Ontology annotation, biological process: bicellular tight junction assembly; cell adhesion. The transcript has a single exon. Gene Ontology annotation, cellular component: plasma membrane; bicellular tight junction. NCBI's taxonomy places the organism in Eukaryota, Metazoa, Chordata, Mammalia, Eulipotyphla, Talpidae. Gene Ontology annotation, molecular function: structural molecule activity.
CACGGGCCUGGCCAGGGCAGAGGCUGUGCGGGCCGAGAGGAGGUGUGCUGCAAGAAGCCCAGAUGUGAGCCGGCCUGGCCUGUGGACGCUGACCCGCCUCUGGUGGCACCGAGACCCCCGGAAGCGCCCGACUGCCCAGCCUGCCAGGCGGCUCAGCUGAGACUCACCGAGGGGAAGAUGGCCUCUGCUGGCCUGGAGCUCCUGGGGAUGACCCUGGCCGUGCUGGGCUGGCUGGGGACCCUGGUGUCCUGCGCGCUGCCCCUGUGGAAGGUGACCGCCUUCAUCGGCAACAGCAUCGUGGUGGCCCAGGUGGUGUGGGAGGGGCUGUGGAUGUCGUGCGUGGUGCAGAGCACGGGCCAGAUGCAGUGCAAGGUGUACGACUCGCUGCUGGCGCUGCCGCAGGACCUGCAGGCCGCCCGCGCGCUCUGCGUGGUCGCCCUGCUGCUGGCGCUGCUCGGCCUGCUGGUGGCCGUCACCGGUGCCCAGUGCACCACCUGCGUGGAGGACGAGGGCGCCAAGGCCCGCAUCGUGCUCGCCGCGGGGGCCAUGCUGCUGCUGGCCGGCGUCCUGGUGCUCAUCCCCGUCUGCUGGACUGCGCACGCCAUCAUCCAGGACUUCUACAACCCCCUGGUGGCCGAGGCCCUGAAGCGGGAGCUGGGCGCCUCCCUCUACCUGGGCUGGGCGGCCGCGGCCCUGCUCAUGCUGGGGGGCGGGCUGCUGUGCUGCACCUGCCCCCCGCCCCCGGUGGGCCGGCCCCGGGGCCCCAGGCUGGGCUACUCCAUCCCCUCGCGCUCGGGCGCCUCCGGGCUGGACAAGCGGGACUACGUGUGAGGCCGAGGGUGUCCCAGAAGGAAAGCCCGCCUCGGGGACCCAGCACUCCCACGGACUCCCUGCUUCCACCUCCCAGUCCGGAGGCCACUGGCUGCGGGGCUACGCCCAGCUCGCGGGGUCCGCGCCUCCUGGGCCCCCAUCCCCAGGCAGGCUAGAGCUGCGGCCUUCCCGGAGUGGCCGCACAGCGGCCUCCUGUGCCCACCACCAGCCGGACUUGGGCCGGCCCCUCCCACCUGCCGGCAACCGGGUCUCCAAAGAACUGGGGCUCUGGAGAACAGCCCGCUAGGGCCAGCCCCUCCGCCCCACUGUGACCCGGGAAUAA